Leguminivora glycinivorella is the source of this 874-nucleotide messenger RNA. RefSeq names its product probable 39S ribosomal protein L24, mitochondrial (gene mRpL24). The transcript has 7 exons. NCBI's taxonomy places the organism in Eukaryota, Metazoa, Arthropoda, Insecta, Lepidoptera, Tortricidae. Bases 37 to 798 code for a protein of 253 amino acids. Gene Ontology annotation, biological process: translation. The record is from RefSeq and is a predicted model, not a curated record. Gene Ontology annotation, cellular component: mitochondrion; ribosome. Gene Ontology annotation, molecular function: RNA binding; structural constituent of ribosome.
UUUAUAACUUUAUUUAUAAGUUAAUUACGGAACAAAAUGCGAAUAAUAAGCUUCCUAGCUAAAAAAGUCGGUGAUCUCACCGUGAAAUACUCUAAUUUACCAGAGUCCUACGUAAAAAGAAGUUAUGAGCAGGUGUAUUGGAAGAACCCUACGGGGUACCCUCAGUAUCCGAAGGCGCAGAUAGCCCGUAAGAAGUAUCGUUUCACUAUGAACCGUCCAUGGUCGGGUCAGUUCCGCAUGCAGAAUGAACGAAAUGUGCAUAGGAAGAAAGUGUUCUUGGAGCCUGUUGGCGAAUGGAGUUUCUUUAGGGGCGACCGAGUGGAGGUGAUGGUGGGAAAAGACAAGGGCAAGCAAGGCAUAGUGGUGCAGGUUAUUCAGGAGCGCAACUGGGUUGUUGUGGAGGGGCUCAACACACAUCUUAGAACAGUAGGCAGAGACAAGGAGUUCCCGGGAGUCACAAUAAGGUCAGAAGCACCCCUGCUGGUCACCACGGACGUCAAGCUAGUCGACCCCGAGACUCUCAAGCCGACUGAAGUGGAGUGGCGGUUCACUGAGGAAGGAGAGAAGGUUCGAGUGUCGACCGCCAGCAGCCGAAUCAUUCCCAUACCCAAAGCGGCAGAAGAGACUAUAGAUUACAAGAGCAAGGAACUUUAUCUGGAAAACGAAGAAAAGGACACUAAGGCUGCUGACGUCACCAAGAUCACGUUCCAGCCCAAGCUAGCCACAUUUGAGAUGGACAUCAUGGAAUCCAUGGGCAUCAAGGAAGAUCGGAUCCCAGCCAAGACUUACUGGUAUUAGCGUCAGUCAAAUUUGUAGUGUUAAUGUAUAGAAAAUAUAAUGUAUUAUGUGAUGUUCAAUAAAAAUAGAAAUGCCA